ACACAUACGAUAAUGAAUAAUAAUAAUAUCCACAAUUUGCAAAAAUCGGAGUUUUGAAAGUGUCAUCGAUAGCAACCAGUGCUGAUUUUUUGUUAUCGGCAGUGGGUUAAUGUUAAUCUAGCCAAGAUGUCCUUUGCUGGCAAAAUACUUCAACACAGCGCCCGCCUGUGGAAUGGCCUCAGUUCCAAGCGUGGAUUUCACGUCCUAAUGCGCCCCACGGCCAUCGCAGCCGGAGUGACCAACAACAGCAAUCAAACACAACUGGUGGCCAACACAAAUGUUUCCGCAGGACUGCUGACCCCUGUCUCUACUCUGCUGCAGCAGGUCGCCGGCUUUAAAGUCAAGGGACGCCUAAAGAGGCGCUGCAAGGAUUGCUACAUUGUGGUGCGCCAGGAACGCGGUUAUGUCAUCUGCCCCACGCAUCCGCGCCACAAGCAAAUGUCGAUGAAGAAACGUGACUACAAGUCUUGGAUAUUGACACACGCCACCCAGUCCAAGGAACGAGGCUUCUAGUUUUCUGUAGCCCCUACAACUAGCAUUUUUCUUUCAAAUUUAAAUAAAAACAUAACAUUUUAUCUAUAGUGGAAAA
Drosophila pseudoobscura is the source of this 589-nucleotide messenger RNA. RefSeq names its product mitochondrial ribosomal protein L36 (gene mRpL36). The transcript is spliced from 2 exons. NCBI's taxonomy places the organism in Eukaryota, Metazoa, Arthropoda, Insecta, Diptera, Drosophilidae. The coding region runs from base 127 to 513 and encodes 128 amino acids. Gene Ontology annotation, biological process: translation. Gene Ontology annotation, molecular function: structural constituent of ribosome. Gene Ontology annotation, cellular component: mitochondrial large ribosomal subunit; ribosome. The record is from RefSeq and is a predicted model, not a curated record.